AGUGAGAGCUGCAACGAAACUUCUCCGAUGCAAACAUGCUUGGACGAGGUGGAUUCGGUCCUGUUUAUAAGGGUAAGCUUGAAGAUGGACGAGAGGUAGCUAUAAAGAGGCUGUCCGAAAAUUCGGGACAAGGAACACGAGAAUUCAAGAACGAAGUCAUGCUAUUGGCGAAGCUUCAACACAGGAAUCUGGUUAAGCUUCUUGGUUUUAGCUUCGAACAAAAAGAAAGGGUUCUAAUCUAUGAGUUUCUGCCCAAUUCAAGCCUUGACAACUUUAUAUUCGAUCCAGUGAAGCGAUUACUACUAAACUGGGACAAGAGGUACAGAAUUAUAGAGGGAACAGCCAAGGGAAUGGUUUUCUUCAUGAAGAUUCUCAAUACCGGAUCAUCCAUAGGGACUUAA
Messenger RNA from Hibiscus syriacus, 401 nucleotides. Its product is annotated as putative receptor-like protein kinase At4g00960. Gene Ontology annotation, molecular function: ATP binding; protein kinase activity. Gene Ontology annotation, biological process: protein phosphorylation. The record is from RefSeq and is a predicted model, not a curated record. Bases 36 to 401 code for a protein of 121 amino acids. NCBI's taxonomy places the organism in Eukaryota, Viridiplantae, Streptophyta, Magnoliopsida, Malvales, Malvaceae. The transcript has 3 exons.